This is a messenger RNA of Pseudoliparis swirei, 4858 nucleotides long. RefSeq names its product gdnf family receptor alpha 1a (gene gfra1a). The record is from RefSeq and is a predicted model, not a curated record. The transcript is spliced from 11 exons. NCBI's taxonomy places the organism in Eukaryota, Metazoa, Chordata, Actinopteri, Perciformes, Liparidae. Gene Ontology annotation, molecular function: signaling receptor activity. Gene Ontology annotation, biological process: nervous system development. Bases 585 to 2090 code for a protein of 501 amino acids. Gene Ontology annotation, cellular component: signaling receptor complex; external side of plasma membrane.
UGCAGAGCGCCAACACGUUGUUGGGCUCCAGUUGGCUGCGGUGCGCUCAGACUCACAGACGCAAGAAGAAGCAGAAGAAGAAGAAGCAUCAUCUCCACCGGCUGGAGUCAGAGGACACUCCGCACCGCUUCGCCUCCAUCCACCGCCCCGCACCGCCCCGCAGCGCCCCGCCGAUCCCUUUGUCUCUCCCGGCGGUGAGAAGAAGACCACCCGCACGGGAGGAAGAGCAAGAAGACAAGAGGAAGAGAGGAAAACAAAUAUUUAACUCUUCUUUGGACUGAGAGCGCGAUCAACUGUGUGGAAUCGGGACUGGACACUUUUCUUUCUUUCUUUCUUUUUUAAUUUUGUCUUUGUGUGUGUGUGUGUGUGUGUGUGUGUGGUGGGGAGAGAUUCUUGUUCACAUGAGGGGAGUCGGAACCGUUUUGUACAGCGGAGCGCGCGCGCACCGCUCCGUCUUUCCAAUGGAUUUCGCCACACUGGAACUACCCUGGGAAUCAAACUCCUGUUAGAAGUCGCUUUCAGCUCCGAUUUUUCCUCCUUCCUCCAAAAAAAAGAAGAAGUUGUUUCACAAGAAGAGGAAGACGAUGAUCCUCCAAGUGCUCUACGUCCUUCUGCCUCUUUUGGAUGUGUUGUCGCGCGCGGAGGAGAGCGCGCGCGCCGCGCGGCUGGACUGCGUGCGGGCCAGCGAGCAGUGCCUGCGGGAGCAGGCGUGCAGCACCAAGUACCGCACGAUGCGGCAGUGCGCGGCCGGCGGCGGCAAGAACAGCGGCAACUUCAGCAUGGCGGCCGGCAUGGAGGCCAGGGACGAGUGCCGGAGCGCCGUGGACGCGCUGAAGCAGAGCCCGCUGUACAACUGCCGCUGCAAGAGGGGGAUGAAGAAGGAGAAGAACUGCCUGCGCAUCUACUGGGGCAUCUAUCAGACGCUACAAGGAAACGACUUCUUGGAGGAUUCUCCGUACGAACCCGUGAACAGCCGUCUGUCUGACAUUUUCCGGCUGGCUCCCAUCAUAGAGGGCGUCUCGGCCCCGUCGGCUCCAGGCGGGGGGAGGGGCCGGGGGAGCCCCUCCCCCACGGACCUCCAGGACCCCAGUAGAAACAGGAGAGCUCAUCCCAAUUGGGCCGCACUGGGCGAGCCCGCCGUGGCCCGGGAGAACAGAUGUCUGAACGCGGCCAAGGCCUGCAACCUGAACGACACGUGUAAGAAGUACCGCUCGGCCUACAUCAGCCCGUGCACCAGCCGGGUCUCCAGCGCCGAGGUGUGCAACAAGAGGAAGUGCCACAAGGCCCUGCGGCAGUUCUUCGACAAGGUUCCUCCCAAGCACAGCUACGGCAUGCUGUACUGCUCGUGCCCGCUCAGCGACCAGACGGCGUGCUCGGAGCGCCGGCGCCAGACCAUCGUGCCCGUCUGCUCCUACGAAGAGAAGCAGAAGCCCAACUGCCUGGAGCUGCAGGCGGCGUGCAAGACCAACUACAUCUGCAGGUCACGCCUCGCUGACUUCCUGGUGAACUGCCAGCCGGAGCUUCGCUCGCUGUCGGGCUGCCUGAAGGAGAACUACGCCGACUGCCUCCUCUCGUACUCGGGCCUGGUUGGUACCGUGUUGACUCCUAAUUACCUGCGCGUGCCCAGGAUCAGCGUGUCGCCGUUCUGCGACUGCAGCAACAGCGGCAACAACAAGGACGAGUGUGACAAGUUCACCGAGUUUUUCUCCGAGAACACCUGCCUCCGAAACGCCAUCCAGGCCUUCGGGAACGGGACGGAUGUGGGAGUGUGGAGUCCGAUGUCCCCGGUCCAGACCACCUCCUCCUCCGCCUCCACCCAGAGGAACCGCCAACGCAACGCCAUCGACAACAACGUCAACGCAGAGCCCGGCAUCUACCACUUCUGUGGCAGCCUCCAGGCCCAGAAACUGAAGUCAAACUCAACUGUCGAUGGCGUCUUCUGUGUGGACCCUCAGAUCGACGGCCACGGCACGUCCAACGCCAUCGUCAACAACUCGGCCGUCUCCAGGCGGCGCGCGGGCCUCGCCUCUCUGCUGCUGCCCCCGCUGCUCUGGCUGUGGUACUGCAGCCCGCUGGCGCUCUCCUUGUAGCCGCCGCCCCCCCCCCCCGCCCACCCCCCGCCGCCUCACAGACGGACUGACAAAAACACAUUUGUACAAAGACAAAAGCAAACCCUUUCUUCUCUCUGUUCUACAUUUACUUUCCCUUUUCUCCCCCUCCUUUGUGUGAUUUUUUUAAAUGAAUUCUGUGGUUUUUAUUGUUGUUUAUUUUGCAUCCUGGCCGUGAGCUAAAACGAGGGUUCGGCUGUGUGUUCCCGUUGGGUUAGUUUGAAAAAAAAGAAGGGAUUUAAAGCUUCUGUGUUGCUCUCUUGGGCCUAAAUGAGAGAAUACUGAGAGGACUACAUUCCAAUACGCCACAAGAAGGUGACCCCGACGUGUAUCAUGGGUCAGAGUGUGUGUGUGUGUGUCGAGGCCAUCGGUGGGAUCCUUUGCUCAAAAGUCAAGUCGGCUCGGUAACGGCUACAUCGUGUCACCCGGGCCUCUUUCGGUGUUAUUCAGUCUCCUCUGUGGUGUGUGUGUAUGUUUUGAUAAUGACGUGAAUAUUUUUGCUUGACGUCAGAAAAAAAAAACAUUUGAGAAAAAAAAAGAGAAGAAGGUAAGAAUACCGGCGACUUGAAAACAUGGGAGCGGCGGGACGUCUGCGCCCAGAGCGUCUGAACUGUACGUAGCUCAUGCUGAACACACACCGCCGCUGGCAAAAAGCACACAGGCAAAGACCCACAAACACACACAUGAUCACACACGCAGACAAAAAACACGCAAAAACACAAAAAACGAGACGCUUUCUACUUUUUUCUUUUUUCUUUUACACCUGUAGUGAUACUCAGCAGGUCACAUGACGGCAGGUCACACGCUGCUGUGGACGGCUGAAUCCACCCCACUCACGAGUGGCUGUAUAAUUGUUUGUCGAAUUUCACCUCGAAUUAUGAUAAUUUUUUUCUUUAUUUUUCAUGUACUUUUGAUUCACUGCGUCCACACACACACACACACACACACACAAAACAAGCUGAGGAUAAAAUAUUGUCGUCGAGUGUAUAUUCAAUGGUAACUCACAUGCGUUCUUUUUUCUGUCGGGUUUCAGCGUUACGACUUUUUUUUUUGCGUAAAAAACUGUCAUCUGACAUCGUGUGUCGACGAGAGGGUGCGUGACCUCUAACGUUGACCUUUUCGCUUCAACCCCGCUCGUCUCACUCACGUCGCUCGUAACGUCGCGGGGAUGUCGGUUACCGGCCCGCCCCCCUCGGCCGUGGCUCCGCCCAUAGUGUCAGUUUCAGGCCAAUUUGAUAACUUUCGAUAUUCGAGGCCGUAGUUCAAGCUCGGCCGAGCUCGUCUGGACCCUCGCGUACCUUGAAGGUCUUCGUCACCGUGAGAUGUCUCUUUUUAUACCGCGUACACAUCGCGUUAGCGUUAAAAUGUAGGUUUUUUUCUCUCAACGUGAUUCUCAAGUGAAAUGAAUUUCAGUCCCGGAUCGGCACCUUUGGAAUUAAACUCCAUAUUUAUGCAGCUAGAAUCAUAUUCAGCCCGGUGUGUUGUGAGCAGCCAAGAACUCAAACUGCUGAAUCUACUCUUUUCACUUUUGUCUCUUAUUCUUUUGUUACAUUUAUCGACGAAAACGGUCAAAAUUGGCUUCAAACGGUCAAAAUUCAUCGUAUUUAAAAAAUAAAAUAAAACAGUCACAUAGCAGUUCAUGUUCAUUUCUAAUACGUAGACGUGUGUCGAGAAUCAGAGCCAGAAACCCUUUAUUAGGAUGUUUCACAUACAAAGAAAGUGUCGUGGCGGGUGGUGACAAUAGCUGCUUUUCAGAAUAAAAGCAUACGUUGUUGUUGUUGUUUUUAUUCUCCACACAGGAAGUGAUCUUGCUUUUCCGACGCGUGGCACGCCGGCCCGUUCGGAGCGUUGGCGACACGCCACUCGGGUUUACGCAGCUUCUCAAAAAACACGACUCAUAAAAUGUUAUUCAGCGAGCAGAAAUAUGCAGCGUAUGUAAUGGCUGACAACUAAAUAUUGGACUAAUAGACGUCCAGAGCAUUGUGGAUAUUUUGACAUUCAGAUACGAUAUAGAGUGCAUCAAAUAAACCUGAAUAUUGUUUUUUUAUUACAACUUCUGUGUAUAUUUCUUCUGGUAUGUACAUGAUUAUGAAUAUUAUUGCAUCUGAGAAAGAGGAUAUCAACAUUAACUCUCCUGUAGUUCCCAAGCAUAUUGUUUUGUACCAUUUAUGAUGUCGCUUCAACUUUGAGUUUUUUGGCUAAGAUUUUGAACUUAUUUUUCUAUCUUUUAAAAAAUGUUUGUCGUUUUGAAAAAGUUUCCGAGGUUUUCGGCGAUGAUAACUACAAGAAAGACGAUUGUCAACGCAUGAUGAUUGAGAAAGGUUAAAGACAAAUAUAUUCUAUACUAUAACGAUGAAGGCUUUUUUUUCAGGGUGUUUUCGACAGAUGAAAACAAAAUGAAUGUGUGAAGUUUUGAGGGAACGUUUAAGAGAAAUAUUACGAGCUUAUGAGGGUUACAUGACUCAGAAUUGAGUAAUAAUUCAUGUUUGAAUCCCAGUCAUAUCUUCAUAUGACGUCACAGUGGUGGUUCUUCAGAAACAAAAAAACCUGUUAAAGAUGUUGAAUGUGUUUUGCUGUCCAUCUUCCAUAUUCCUCAUCUGUUGUUACAAAAAUACCAAAAAUGGCUUUUUUGGGGGGGGAAGGAUGCAGACUCCCUCAACGCCAUCCGGCAUCGUUAACUUCUUAGCUUGUGAAAAUGUAAAAUCUAUUGUACAAAAAGUUAUAAUUAAAAACUGUUAAAUCACCCAGAA